Fusarium pseudograminearum CS3096 is the source of this 216-nucleotide messenger RNA. RefSeq lists its product as uncharacterized. The transcript is spliced from 2 exons. The coding region runs from base 1 to 216 and encodes 71 amino acids. NCBI's taxonomy places the organism in Eukaryota, Fungi, Ascomycota, Sordariomycetes, Hypocreales, Nectriaceae. The record is from RefSeq and is a predicted model, not a curated record.
AUGUCGACGUCGAAACUCGCCUCCGAAGUCGCGCAGAAGAACAAAUCCCAUCUGUCCCAAGUUCACAUAAGCGCUAGAGCUGAUGGUGGUGUUCUCGAAAGGGCAAUCAUCUGUCGGCGUCCAAUCCGAUGCGGUUCAAAGAUUGAGAGAGGGCUGUUCAGCCGCGUUCUAGGAAACCUUCAAGUCUCUGUGCCUCUGUUGAAUUGUUAUCAAUAG